This is a messenger RNA of Maudiozyma barnettii, 441 nucleotides long. It is a transcript of the gene SDD2, whose product is annotated as Sdd2p. NCBI's taxonomy places the organism in Eukaryota, Fungi, Ascomycota, Saccharomycetes, Saccharomycetales, Saccharomycetaceae. The coding region runs from base 1 to 441 and encodes 146 amino acids. Gene Ontology annotation, cellular component: nucleus; cytosol. The record is from RefSeq and is a predicted model, not a curated record. Gene Ontology annotation, molecular function: DNA binding. The transcript has a single exon.
AUGGAUGCAGAAUUACAGGCUAUCAGAGAUGCCCGUCUCGCACAGUUGAAAGGAGGUAAUGGGAGCAACAGUGCUAAUGGUAACGUCUCCAAUGGUAACAACAAUACAAAUAGUGGCAAUGCCAAUAUCGGUUCUUCAAUGGCUCCUUUCUUAGAGGCAGGUGCCUUGGAGAGGUUGUCUAGAGUGGCUCUAGUGAGACCAGACCGUGCCACUGCUGUUGAACAAUAUGUGAAACAGUUGGUCUCAACGGGUCAACUGACACAUAAGAUCAAUGAACAAGAGAUUGUACAGAUUCUAAAUGGUGUGGCUAGAGAACAAAACAAGCAAACAGAGACCAAGAUCAUCUUCGACCGGAAGGACAAAGGGAUGGCCAUGCAAGCUGCCACCACCAACAACAAGAACGAACAGUACGAUUCUGAGGAUGACUUUUUCGACGAAUAA